Messenger RNA from Dermacentor andersoni, 4427 nucleotides. Its product is annotated as extracellular matrix organizing protein FRAS1-like. Gene Ontology annotation, biological process: anatomical structure morphogenesis. The record is from RefSeq and is a predicted model, not a curated record. Lineage: Eukaryota; Metazoa; Arthropoda; Arachnida; Ixodida; Ixodidae.
CCUCUGCGGACUGCGCUCCGGUGAGAGCUACCAUAGAGAAGGGCGAUGGUGUGGUGGAAGGUUUCGGUGCAACGCGGCUUCUUCGCGCUGCUGUGGUGGCUGCUCCUGUCAGCAGACUGCGGCCGCUGUUCGCAAAGGAACUCGCCGAGUCACAGCCCAGCGACGUUGAAUUUCACGGUGAAGCAAGCGGCGGCAAAGAAACCAGAAGUUAGAGACAGGAAACCGUUGGACAAUUUCGUGGACACCGGAGCACCGGGUGAAGAUACUGAUGUGGCUGAUAACCGAAGACCACAUGAUGUGCGCACGCUGGUUGAAGAUAUGGAAGGCGUCCAGUUCCAUCCGGCUCAGCUCGUAAAAUACACCCAGUCAGCCAAUGCAACGGCCCUGCCGCCCACCAGCUCGGCAGUUACCAGUGCUCUCACCGUGCCAGUUGUGGUGUCCCUGCUGCACUAUGACGACGUCAAGGGCCACUUGGGACAGCCGGCACCAGCAGGAUACCCCGUCGUGUGCGUCCCGCCGUGCGACCCGCAUCACCCGGGCUUUGCCACUCUGGGCGCCAGCUGCAAGGAAUCCACCAGGAGCGGUCCUCCGAGUACCCUGCAGUACACAUGGGAUGCUGCAGCUACGGACGACGAUGGGUCGAUCACAUUCGAGCCCAUUUCCCGGGAGACACCUUUCGCAUCUGUACAGCAGCGGGUCCUUGACAGUAUGUACCUCCCAGGCGGAUCUACUGUGAGGUGCAUCGUUGAGGAAACACGAGGCGCUUUUGGUCACCGACGGACUUUCAGCGACCCUGUGGUCAUCAGCCCUAAAGGUAUCUGUCCUGCUGACAAACAACAGGUGCAAGACGUCACUGCCUCCAUGGAAUAUCUGAACGGCACCGGUCCCUCAGCACAACCUGAUCGCUUGCGCAUUACUGUUCACCUAAAGCACAGAGACUCCAUGCUGCCUCUGGUCUCGACGCAUCCGCUACCCAGCGCCGAGCAACUCUUCGGGAACGUUGUUUCGCAGAAGCAGCACGUCUGCUCCAAUGUAGCGGGCCGCGGAGACCAUGACUUGGCGUUUGCCGCCUUCAUGAAUUCUGCGGCCGGUGAUCCUGGCACAGGGGAGGCGAGGCCUUACCAGAACGACCCAGCAAUCCGCGGUUCUCCUACGGUGGCCCUGUACCGACACCUUGAUCUGGACCGGUGCCUAUGGACGUUUGAGGCCGCCAUAUCACUCAAGGAUGCAGUUGGCGUCUGUGGCGGUGUCCUGCUCGAAGAUUUCAAGGAGCCCGAUUCGCACCGACGGUUUGUCACGGCGCGGCUACCGCUGUACGUGACGCUGGCUUUCCCGGUAGUUGGCGCAGCCUUUGGAGAGGCGGCCCCUCGAUGGACGAGCGUGGAGCGGCGCUCGCAGCUGGAGCUGAGCUUCGCGUACGGGCCGGCGCUGUGGUCAGAACGGCCUCUGGGCACGCGAGCGACGCCGAAGGCCAAAGUUUCAGUGACCAGGGUGUCGCUAAGCCGCGACGGCAGGCUCAGCGUGCAUCUGCUCUCCAAGGCGCUGUUCCACGGCAUGUUGGCGCUGAGCCACACGACCAAGAAGGACGUCCGCGGCCGAUUCUCGAAGCCAGCGUCCGGGGACUCGGGCCACUACUCUCUCACUCUGUUGUGGGCCGAGCCAUCGUUCGACGCACCGUCGCAACUAUGGAAAGCUGUGUCCGAGCACAGCUUCAAGGAUUACUCGGGUCUUCACGAGUUGGAACUUGUACCAUGCGUCGCCGCGCCAACCCAGGAGUACAAAAUACCUCCAGAGGACUUCUGCACGUCCCUCGACCCGCUAAGGUUCCAGGUCUCGGUCCUGGCUCCCCAGCCCAUUAAUGCCCUCGACGGUGCAGUCUACAACAUGGGCACAGAGUUGCAGUUGCUCAGCAGCAGGGAGGAGUUCCUCUCCGACCCCAGGGACUUGCCGCACGGUUUUGGAGACGUCGACGAGAGGCGCAUCUUCUUCAGAGGAGAGACUUUGUUCGGCCGCGUCUUGUGGAAGCCGCUGGAAGAUCUCAGCGCUAGUCUCCGCAUCGACCAAGUCUACCUGUGCACAGGAAAGGCGGGCUUCACGCCCAGCUUCGACCCAACGGGCCACGAGCUUGCCCGAGCACCGAGUUUUGGCUGCGUGCAGCCCAGUCCAGACCUAGAACACCGUUUCCUCAUUCUGGACCGCAGCAAUCCAGACCACGUCCAUGAUUCGGUAGCAGGUGUGCCUUUCAAGGCCAAACUUGCCGAACAGGAUUCUCUCACCAGCCGGUUGCGGGACUAUCCGGGAGUUGACGGAUUCUCCAUGCUGGUUGAUCCUCUGUAUGAGACUGCGUCCGGCGGCCAGUGGUACUUGCAGGUGCUGUAUUCGGUCGUGCCCCACGGCAGAGGCGGACAUAGACGGCGCCGAGGCAUGACGGUGACUUCACCGAGCAACGAGACGGCGACUGCGACCGAGAUGCACUCGUUCCGCAUAGGCGGCAAGUCGGCUGGCGCCGCUUCCACAGUGCUCGCAGCAGGGAGCUCUGCGCUCUCGGUGCUGCUGCUUGGCGGUUGGGCCGCAUACCGGCACCGCCGAGCAGUCGUCGCAUCUUCUGCAGCCACAAGUACUGGCGCGCGAAACGGCGGUCGCUACGCUGCUCUGUGCGGCCAUCACCAUCAUCAUAGCCACUGUCACCAUUACAAUGUAUCGUCGCUGUGCAUGCAAGGAGCGCGGGUUGUGGCGUGGCCUCCCGUGUUAGACACUGUGCGCCCUGACACCACCGAAGUGUGACAUUUAGCCCCGUGAAGGCGUUGCACGAUUUUUCGCUCCCGACAGUUGAAACCGAAAGCUCCCGCUUUUGCAUGCUCCCGCGAACUAUACGACACGUUUCACGCGCACCAAGACGUUUGCACAAGACAAGCACGCGUGAAAGUUCGUCCGAUCUGAAUGCUGCAGUCAUGCUGGCCACGAGUGAAGGAGUAGCGUACAUGGACAACAAGCUUCAUCUUCCGAAAAUGCAGCGGGCUAUGUGCAGGGUCAAUCGCGCUUGACUAAAACAAAGGUUACUUGCUUAACGACCACUCCUAAAGGAACGGCUACUGAAUCCAAGGAAAAGAGCUUCUCCGCUGUCAAGGGGAGAUAUUUCAGCAGAUGUUAGAUCAAUGGCUAAAAAUAAGCAUCAUGACAGCAAAGCCGUGAAAAAGUAUUAGCGCGAUUGUGUUUCCGUAGCAGUACCAAGAAAACACAAAAACCUCAAGGGGUCAACGUUGAGCCGUGUGAACUGUAAUACAGCUAAGACAUCUUUAAGCGUUCGCUCUUUGCCACGAUCCAAUCCUUAAUGGACCGUCAGUUCGAAGGAGUACGAGGACAGUGUGCUGAUGCGGUUGGGAAGGGGUGAGAGGAGGUGGAAGAGGAAUCUAUCGCGUUUCUCCAACUGCGCGUCAUACCACAUAAAUAACGCUAUAGGCAUGUAAUCAUGUGUACUAUACACAUAAAGAUGUGCCGGCGACCGGCUCUGUUCUCUACGGAAUUACGCAAUGAAGCAACAAAUGCUAAAUGUUGUGACUACAACAAAUGCAAGCCUUCGAGCGCAUAAUUCUUUUACGAAAGCGAAGCUUUCUUUGCCACCUUCCACGAGUUUUGUCCGUCGACUCGAUUGGUUUCUCGCCGAUUAAAGUGGGCCGAUCCCGGAGUCAGUUUAAUAGUAAGCUGCACCGGUCCUGCAGAAACGAAAACUUGGCCAAACCAAUGUAAAGGAAUUAUAUGGAAUGACGUGAGGGGGUUAUGGAGGAAUGAGAGGAGUAAUUUGGAGAGGUGGAGGGGGCGACGGAAAGCUGCUUCACCAAAGUUUUGCGCUGGACUAGUUGGUGCAUGUAUUGACAAAAUUUCCCAGCGCAUCAGACAUGAAAAAGAAAUAGACACUCACAGCUUUUACUAACUGCCAUACCUUCUCUCAGGGAGAUGAACUUUAACUAUUUAUUUCAGUGCUGUGAAAGUGUAUUUCUAGUUGUCCGUUCUAUAACGCACUGGGAAAUUUUGGAAAGAGAUGCUUUCUAAGCCGGAAACUCAACGGAUUUACAGCAAAUUUCAAAGGAGUUAACGCUAUCUUUGACACCCAUUAUCGAUGGUUUCUGCAGGAAUGUAUUGUAGCGCAGGUGAAAACGCAAUGCGCGUUUCCGGUCGUAUUGAAGAAGUGCAUGUAAAUGAACGCAACCUUGUUCCAAGCAUCACUGUCUUUAGACAAACUUGAUCGUUACUGAGCUUUCGUGACAGUAAAGAUGGGUUACGGAACUGCUGUCAGACCCUCCCGGUAUGCGCAUCCCGUCCAGCCACAGAUGCACAAAAGAGGUAUCCUCUAUUUAUAAAUUAUACUCACUCAUAAUCUGAAAGGAGGUCGAUUAUGCAUUAAAUGGACCCUAAAGGGAAAUAUUAAA